Messenger RNA from Lactuca saligna, 669 nucleotides. The record is from the annotation of a GenBank genome assembly. NCBI's taxonomy places the organism in Eukaryota, Viridiplantae, Streptophyta, Magnoliopsida, Asterales, Asteraceae.
AUGCCGAGGUCUUACAUAGAUGCUAAAUGCACGAAGUUGUGGAAGAUAUACAUCAAGCAUUGCCCUGUUUCCGAUCAUGGAAUGGAAGUUGUAGCACUUGGGUGCCCUAAUUUGGUGAAGUUGAAGGUAGAUAGAAUGGAAUAUUAUCGCAAUGGGAUUAAUGAAGAUCUUUGGAAUUGUAUUACCAGUGGAGACUAUCAUCCAUGGAGGCUAGAACAGACUGGAACAGCUGGUUCAUCUGAUGAUGUUUCACUACAAGCAUAUAAACAAAAGGAAAACGAUAAGAAAUGUUUGUAUGAACUUUUCGGUGCUCUUCCACCGGUGGUUUACAAUUAUUUUGAAGUCGAAUCUACUGAGGUUAAUGGUCCUGGUGAUGAGGGUUUUCUCAUGAAUUCGGAAGAUGAAGUUAUGGCAUACUACUCGAAUAACAAAGUUAAGAAGUUAUUAAACAAGCCGUUCAAUCUGAAGUUCAAAGGAAAUAGUGGUUUCAAGGGAAACUCAUUAUCUGGGAAGAUAGUUAGAGAAGAGUCGAAGGUUGAGAAGAAAGAGAGUAAAAAUGCUAGUGAGAAGGUGGAGAAGAAGUUAAAAGGAGAUUCACAGGGUACUUCAUCAAGCCACAAAUAUGCUAAUGACAUAGAUUCGACACUUCUUACAAAGGGGAGAAUGUAG